UUAUCAAUUAAAAAACAUAUUCAUUUCAUCUAUGGAAAAAACCCCUCCAUAAUAAAACCUUCCCGAUCUAUAUAUAGACAGAUUAAUCCUCACGAAUAGCUUUAUCCAUACAAUAUUAAUGGAAAACCAACAAAACAAAUAGCCUCUAAUGGAAAAACAACGAAAUAGCCCGGGUUUAAUCUACAGGAUUUAAUAAAAAAACAUGUGAUCUAGCUAGCCUAUCCACAUGCUGAUUCAAGCCAUUGGCUUAGAAUGCUCAAGCUGUCGCCUGAGCCAUGGGACCAUGGAUGUAACCAUUGUUGUUGCUACUUCUUCUACUUGCUAUAUCAUUAACUUAGGGCUAUUCAGUAUCAGCACACCCUCAUAUUUCUUAGCUUACACACACUGCUGUGUGUUUGUGUGUGUGAAACAAUACAAUGGAGGUUUCAUGGGAAACCAGUGUCACAGAUUCAAUCAACACAAUUUACCUUCUUUUCUCAGCCUAUUUGGUCUUUGUGAUGCAACUCGGUUUCGCCAUGCUGUGUGCGGGCUCGGUUCGCGCCAAGAAUGCCAUGAACAUUUUGCUGACUAAUGUCGUGGAUGCGGUCGUUGGCAGUCUCUCAUAUUUUCUAUUUGGGUUCGCGUUUGCCUUCGGUGGUGGGUCGGACUCGAACCCGUUCAUCGGGACCAACUACUUUGCUUUAAAAGACAUCCCUUCAACUUCUUAUGACUACAGUUUCUUUCUUUAUCAAUGGGCUUUCGCUAUAGCGGUUGCUGGGAUCACAAGCGGGUCUAUAGCGGAGCGAACCCAGUUUAGUGCGUAUCUUAUUUUUUCAUUUUUUCUUACGGGUUUUGUUUACCCAGUUGUGGCCCAUUGGGUUUGGUCUUCGAAUGGUUGGCUCCACCCGGACUCUACGAGCUUGUUGUUUGGAUCGGGUGCUAUUGACUUUGCGGGGAGCGGUGUGGUGCAUUUGGUUGGUGGAGUUGCGGGGCUAUGGGGUGCACUGAUUGAAGGACCGAGGGUAGGGCGAUUCGAUGCUUUCGGGAAACCAGUUCAAAUGCGUGGUCACAAUGCGACACUAGUUGUGCUCGGGACAUUCUUGUUGUGGUUCGGAUGGUUUGGGUUUAACCCAGGGUCGUUCAACAAGAUCCUAGUCUCGUACCCCGAUAGUUUCGAUCAAGGUAACUGGACUGCAGUCGGACGAACCGCAGUUACGACGACACUAGCCGGAUCAACUGCCGGCAUUGUAACCCUGUUCGGCCGACGCUUGCUUGUGGGCCACUGGGAUGCACUAGACGUCUGCAACGGUGUGCUUGGUGGGUUCGUAGCCAUCACGUCCGGUUGCUCAGUGGUGGAGCCGUGGGCCGCCAUAGUGUGCGGAUUCUUUGCUGCAUGUGUUCUUAUCGGGCUCAACAUAGUCGCCCUAAAGCUGCAAUUCGACGACCCAUUGGAAGCGGCCCAAUUGCAUGGCGGAUGUGGGGCUUGGGGAUUAAUUUUCACGGGCUUGUUUGCAAAAGAGGAGUUCGUUAUCCAAACCUAUGACUCGGGUAAUGUAGGGGUAACGAGGCCCUACGGGCUGUUCUUGGGUGGGGGUUGGGGGUUGAUCGGAGCCCAGGUGGUCGAACUCUUGGCCGUUGUGGGUUGGGUUAGUGUGACCAUGGGUCCAUUGUUUUACAUUCUUCACAAGUUGAGGAUAUUAAGGAUAUCAAGCGAUGAGGAGGUCGCUGGGCUCGAUAUUUCGAGCCAUGGUGGUUACGCCUACAGCGCGCACCCAGAAGAAACGGGUCCACGCAUGUAUGGUGAAUACUUAAGGUUUCAAGAUCAAUCAUGAUUCUUUCAAUCGGCUUACAAGAUUCUGGUAUAUUAUGUGUCGUUUUCAUGUCUAUAAGUGUUGUUUGUCGUUUAUGGUAUAUUCUUUUGUAAAUGUGGGAUAAUUGUUGUCUUGAAUAAAAGAUGGUUCCAAGA
Cynara cardunculus var. scolymus (artichoke) is the source of this 1945-nucleotide messenger RNA. Its product is annotated as ammonium transporter 1 member 3. The record is from RefSeq and is a predicted model, not a curated record. Bases 417 to 1811 code for a protein of 464 amino acids. The transcript has a single exon. Gene Ontology annotation, biological process: ammonium transmembrane transport; ammonium homeostasis. Gene Ontology annotation, molecular function: ammonium channel activity. Gene Ontology annotation, cellular component: membrane. Lineage: Eukaryota; Viridiplantae; Streptophyta; Magnoliopsida; Asterales; Asteraceae.